Lepus europaeus (European hare) is the source of this 1995-nucleotide messenger RNA. It is a transcript of the gene B4GALNT2, whose product is annotated as beta-1,4-N-acetyl-galactosaminyltransferase 2 (SID blood group). NCBI's taxonomy places the organism in Eukaryota, Metazoa, Chordata, Mammalia, Lagomorpha, Leporidae. The transcript has 14 exons. The record is from RefSeq and is a predicted model, not a curated record. The coding region runs from base 1 to 1995 and encodes 664 amino acids. Gene Ontology annotation, biological process: UDP-N-acetylgalactosamine metabolic process; UDP-N-acetylglucosamine metabolic process.
AUGGUCAGUGGGAAGGAGGGGGAGUCAACACAGGACUUCAUGGGCUGGGAAGGUGCGGGGAUUUCUCCCCAGCAGCUGGUCAGGGGGCAGCGGGAGAGCAGCUGUCCGUCCUCCAUCCCCUUCCGUGCUGCUGCCAUCUACCUGGAGCGUCCUCCACCUGCCCGGCUGGUGCUGGGCGGCGGCGGCGGCGGGACUCGCGGUGACCUCGGGCCAGUGAGUGUCCCCGGAGCACAGGAGAAUGCGAGGCCAACUUUGCGCUCCCCUCAAGCCGUCCGAGCCUUCCGCGGGCUCCAGAGCAGGCAGCCGCGAGGUCUGGGGGUCACCUGGCGCGGGACCGUGGGCAGCGCAGCCGGGCAGCGGCAGCGGGUCCCCUCGGCGGCUUCCGACACCGCGCGCACAGAGCCCCGGGGUUUCGGCUUUCGGUCCCUGCGCACAGACGCGAGGCCCCGGGGAGCGUCGGUCCCCGGCGCCCGAGCGCGAAAGAGCUUCUGUCGAUUUCUAUGGCUCCUCAAGAUGUCAGUCUUAAUCUUAGGACUCGGCCUUGCCUUAUUUAUAUUCAGAAGCGUGUCCCUGCAAACAGAAUUUGGGGGGCUCAAGCUGGAGUUCUCGCGACCCGCGCCUGAGGGCCAGCCGCUGAAGCUGCUCCCCGAGCAGCGUCUCAGGAACCUCUUUGCCUACAGCGGGAUCUGGCUCUUCCCCAAGAACCAGUGCAGAUGUGAAGCCCCCUGGGGGCAGAGGAGUUACAACCUCCAGGACGCCUACGACCAGCGCGACCUCCCGGCCGUGAAUUCCAGGAGACAGGCAGAAUUUGAACACUUUCAGAGGAGGGAAGGGCUGCCCCGCCCACCGCCGCUGCUGGCUCAGCCCAACCUCCCUUUUGGGUACCCGGUCCAUGGAGUGGAGGUGAUGCCCCUGCACACCAUUCUCAUCCCAGGUCUCCAGUUUGAAGGGCCAGAUGCUCCCGUCUACGAGGUCACCCUGAGAGCUUCUCUGGGGACCCUGAACACCCUUGCUGACGUCCCAGACAGCGCAGUGCAGGGCAGAGGCCAGAAGCAGCUGACCAUUGCGACCAGCGACCGGAGGCUUUUGAAGUUCAUCCUGCAGCACGUGACCUACACCAGCACGGGGUACCAGCACCCCAGGGUGGACAUGGUGAGUCUGGAGUGGAAGUCCUCAGUGGCCAGGUUUCCAGUGAGCAUCCGCUAUCCCAUCAUGCCCAAGUUGUACGACCCUGGACCAGAGAGGAAGCUCAGAGACCUGGUGACCAUUGCCACCAAGACCUUCCUCCGCCCCCACAAGCUCAUGACCCUGCUGCGGAGUAUUCGGGACUAUUACCCAGACUUGACCGUGAUCGUGGCUGACGACAGCAAGAAGCCCCUGGAGAUCCAUGACAAGCACGUGGAGUACUACACCAUGCCCUUUGGGAAGGGCUGGUUUGCUGGCAGGAACCUGGCCAUAUCUCAGGUCACCACCAAAUACGUGCUCUGGGUGGAUGAUGACUUCCUCUUCAACAACAACACCAAGAUCGAGGUGCUGGUGGACGUCCUGGAGAGAUCCGAGCUGGAUGUGGUGGGCGGCAGCGUGCUGGGGAACGUGUUCCAGUUCAUGCUGUUUUGGGAGCAGACUGAGAACGGAGCCUGUCUUCACCGGAGGCCGGGAUCUUUCCAGCCGCUGCACGGCUUCCCCGGCUGCGUGGUGACCAGCGGCGUCGUCAACUUCUUCCUGGCCCACACGGAGCGGCUCCUGAGAGUCGGCUUCGACCCACGCCUGAGGCGCGUGGCUCACUCAGAAUUCUUUGUUGAUGGGCUGGGGAGCCUGCUUGUGGGCUCAUGCCCGGAGGUGAUUGUGGGUCACCAGCCCCGGACUCCAGCGCUGGACUCAGAGCUGGCUGCCCUGGAGAGCGUCUACAACAAAUACCGGACCAACACCGGCGACGAGGUCCGGUUCAAGCUGGCCCUGCAGUACUUCAAGAACCACCUGCAGUGUGCCAUGUAG